AUGGACUCGGAGCCUGCGAACCCGGAAGAACGCGCUCAGCAGGAUCUCCCUCCCAAGUCCUACGCGGAUGCUGCUCACGAGGCAGUGAAUGGCGACGAUGACUACAAGCACAGUAACGGCCACAGUACCCCCAAUAAGGAAGCCGUGUGGAACCUGGACGAGAACAAGAUAGUUUACGAGAAAUAUAAAGAUGGAGAGGGCUCUGUACUAGUCAGUGUCAAGCCAGAUCCCUCCUAUGAGGAGAAUUUGAAGCACAACAAGGCGACGGCGCCUCGGUCGAGAGGGUCGAGUACAAGCGAGAAUAAGAAAUUGCAGGACACGCCCAAACCACAACUGCAGGCGGGUCGUAGAGCAGGUGCUGGCUGGGAGCGAUCAGCCAUUCGUUGGUCCCCUCUCAAUGUACCCUUGCAGCGUCGACUACAGACUCUUGCAGUCCUAUGGCACACCACUUCCAUCGCCCUUUUCCUGUCGCUUUUCUUCCUUCUAUCGUCUAUCCCUCUUUGUUGGUCGAUCCUCCUACCAUACCUAAUCUAUACUCUUAUCUUCUCUGAAGACUCCACUGAUGGCCGCCUACGUCGAAGGUCUCCAUUUCUUCGUCGAUCCAAGGUCUGGUCUGCUUUUGCUUCCUACUUUCCAGCUCGACUUCAUCGAACAGUCCCACUUAUUCCUACAAGAAAAUACAUCUUCGGAUAUCAUCCUCAUGGCAUCAUUUCACAUGGUGCCUUUGCUGCCUUCGGCACUGAAGCUCUAGGCUUCUCCGAUCUAUUUCCAGGCAUCACAAACACUUUACUUACCCUAGACAGCAAUUUUCGCAUCCCGUUCUACCGUGAUUAUGCUUUGGCAUUAGGACUAGGUUCAGUUUCGAAAGAAUCCAUAGAGAACCUCUUGUCCCGCGGAGGCAUCAACAAUGAAGGAAUGGGCCGAGCGGUCACUGUCGUGGUUGGCGGCGCAAGAGAAUCACUGGAUGCACAACCACACCAUCUCAAACUUGUUCUAAACUCGCGGAAGGGCUUCGUGAAAAUCGCUAUCCGACAAGGCGCUGAUCUGGUUCCAGUCCUAGCUUUCGGUGAAAAUGAACUCUACGAGCAGGUCGACAGUCAGGAGCACCCCUUCAUCCACAGGUUUCAAAUGAUCGUCAAAAAAGCUAUGGGGUUUACCGUCCCUCUCUUCCAUGCAAGAGGCAUCUUCAACUACGACGUGGGCUUGAUGCCAUAUCGUAGAGCUAUGAACAUCGUUGUAGGAAAGCCUAUCGCUGUCAAACAACAAGGCGGCGCAGGCAGUGACGGCAAGGUCGACGAAGCUUAUCUCGACGAAGUACACAAAGCCUAUGUUGACGAAUUGAUCAAUAUGUGGAACGAGCAUAAGGACACUUUUGCCAAGGAUCGCCUGGGAGAGCUCGAGGUCGUGGAAUAG
Lithohypha guttulata is the source of this 1413-nucleotide messenger RNA. RefSeq names its product diacylglycerol O-acyltransferase 1 (gene DGA1). Gene Ontology annotation, cellular component: endoplasmic reticulum membrane. Gene Ontology annotation, biological process: triglyceride biosynthetic process. Gene Ontology annotation, molecular function: diacylglycerol O-acyltransferase activity. Bases 1 to 1413 code for a protein of 470 amino acids. The transcript is spliced from 2 exons. Lineage: Eukaryota; Fungi; Ascomycota; Eurotiomycetes; Chaetothyriales; Trichomeriaceae. The record is from RefSeq and is a predicted model, not a curated record.